Notolabrus celidotus (New Zealand spotty) is the source of this 739-nucleotide messenger RNA. RefSeq names its product fatty acid binding protein 2, intestinal (gene fabp2). Gene Ontology annotation, biological process: fatty acid transport. Bases 140 to 538 code for a protein of 132 amino acids. NCBI's taxonomy places the organism in Eukaryota, Metazoa, Chordata, Actinopteri, Labriformes, Labridae. The transcript is spliced from 5 exons. The record is from RefSeq and is a predicted model, not a curated record. Gene Ontology annotation, cellular component: nucleus; cytosol. Gene Ontology annotation, molecular function: fatty acid binding.
UAUUGGUUCCAAAUACCACAGCAUACCCUCAGAGGUCAAGUGGAGUCUGUCUCAUUAGCUCUGGGCUGUUUUGGUGCGGAUCUGAUGAGAGGAGGGCCUACACAGCAUUAGAGUCGUCCUGUUCACCCUCACCGCCACCAUGACCUUCAACGGCACCUGGAAAAUUGAUCGCAAUGACAACUAUGAGAAAUUCAUGGAACAGAUGGGAAUUAACAUGGUUAAGAGGAAGUUGGCUUCUCACGACAACCUCAAGAUAACCCUUGAACAGACUGGAGACAAGUUUCAUGUCAAGGAGAGCAGCAAUUUCCGCAACUUGGAAUUAGACUUCACCCUGGGGGUCACCUUUGAGUACAGCCUCGCUGAUGGAACAGAAGUUUCUGGCUCAUGGGCCAUGGAAGGAGACAUGCUGAAGGGUGUCUUCAUCAGAAAGGACAAUGGAAAGCAACUGACAACAACCAGAAUUGUCCAAGGAGAUGAACUCAUUCAGAGCUACAACUAUGAAGGUGUGGAUGCAAAGAGGAUUUUCAAGAAGUGUUAGACUGAGCCCAAAAGUUCAAACUUCAUAGCGAGAUGUUAGACUCAGGAUUACAUACAGUAUUGUGUUGAACUGUCAACAACUUGUACCCUACUAACUUUAAAUAUGUGCACUACUUGUAAUGCCUGUUAUACAGUUUAAAAAAACACUUUGGACUGGAUAGUAUUUUGAUACCUGCAGUAAUAAAGCCUUCAUGUAACAACC